CCUCCCCUUUAACCCUAAUUUCAAUGCACGUCUCAAUAUAUAAACUUAUCUCUCUCCCUCCCCAUUUCUCAAAACCCAAGAAAAAAACUCCAUAGCAUUUCAAGAAUCUUAUCACAAACCCAUCAAGAAGAAGAAAUAUAAGCUAAAGAAGAGAUUCUAAGUUUGAAAUAAGAAGUAACAAGCGUCCGAGGGAGAGUAUGGCGUAUGAAGAAGUCAUCAAUGAGCUUAACCUUAAGGACACAGAGCUUCGUUUGGGAUUGCCCGGAACAGAUGAACAAGCAGAGGUUUCUUGCGUCAAAAGCAACAAACGUCAUUUUCAUCAAAGCAACGACGAGCACAAUCUAAAAGAAGAAUCUCCACCUCCUCCUGCCAAAACACAAAUAGUUGGCUGGCCACCAGUGAGAUCGAACCGGAAGAACAACAACAAAAGUGUGAGUUAUGUGAAAGUGAGUAUGGACGGAGCUCCAUAUCUGCGUAAGGUAGAUCUCAAGAUGUACAAAAACUAUCAUGAGUUUCUAAAUGCACUAGAGAACAUGUUCAAGUUCACAAUUGGUGAAUAUUCUGAGAGAGAAGGAUACAAAGGAUCUGGAUUUGUACCAACUUAUGAAGACAAAGAUGGAGAUUGGAUGUUGGUGGGUGAUGUUCCAUGGGACAUGUUCUCUUUAUCUUGCCUAAAACUCAGAAUCAUGAAACCAUCCGAAGCUCUUGCCUUUUGAUCCUAUGUUGUCAAGAAAACCAUUUUUGUUUUUGGUAAAAAUUUCUCUCAGAGUCUCCUACUUUAUUUAGAAAUCUUUUAAGAAAAAGAGAAAUUGUGUACAAUAGGAAUAAGACUGAUCGACAUAGUUUCAAAUAGUUGUAACAGUAGAUUUUAAUUAUGUUAUACCAGUUUUGAUUAUACAAGUUAUGAUAAUCUAAUGCGAUUGCACCA
Molecule: messenger RNA, 928 nt
Organism: Brassica napus (rape)
Lineage: Eukaryota; Viridiplantae; Streptophyta; Magnoliopsida; Brassicales; Brassicaceae
Product: auxin-responsive protein IAA1-like
Exons: 2
Coding region: 198-716 (172 amino acids)
Biological process (GO): regulation of DNA-templated transcription
Cellular component (GO): nucleus
Molecular function (GO): protein binding
Source: RefSeq, a predicted model, not a curated record